Molecule: messenger RNA, 1098 nt
Organism: Rotaria sordida
Lineage: Eukaryota; Metazoa; Rotifera; Eurotatoria; Philodinida; Philodinidae
Source: the annotation of a GenBank genome assembly
AUGCAAAUACGUUGGCAAGCACGAUUGAACAAACGUUCUGGUGAUAUUCUUGAAUCAGCAAGUUCGGUAAGACCAACAUUUCGAUUACAAUAUCAUGUACAUUGAAAUAUUGGUAGUGAAUCUGCUUUUACUAAUAGCUCGCUGUCGAGAUCAUUCACAACAUGCGCACAGUGAAGCAGUUGGCAAGCGAGGCAGAAUUUUUACGUCAAUUCUCACAUUUAGUUCUCAAAGAGUUCAAGUCAGUCUUUUAAUCGCUUUUUUCCUUAAUUUCUAUGCAUUAUUUUCGCAUAGAAUUCGUCGAAAUGAUAUGAUAAUAUCCUCGUUACUACACAGUAUCCAGUGGGGAUUGGGACCAUUUGUCUUGUUGUUUCUUUCUUGGCAGGCUUUAAUACUUGUUGAACACAAAGAACUGAAGAUGAACAACAUCCCUAUGUACCAAAAUAGAAAUCUUUAAGAUUUCUUUUACCUAUAUAUUUUUCUAGCGUGUUUGCCUAUUGUACUUUCUCUAUAGAAGCUCGACGAUGCACCAUGAUCUUGUAAGCCAUUGCACCGAUUGAUUUCUUUUCCUCAAGUGCUUUUAUUCAGAACGCGACAGAUGAGUGACUCAUUAUCAGCAGCUCGAAAUUUCUUCAAUUUGUUCGAUCGAAUAUCAGCUAUUAACAAUUGUUCAAUGGAUGGUCAACAAUUGGUAAGUGAUUCAUUUAGUAAAAGUCUGAGUUUUAAACAGAUUACUCUGAUCUCAUUGUUGAAAUGUAUUUAUAAUAGAGUGAUUUCAAAGGUCAGAUCGAAUUUGAUCAGAUCAAAUUUGCGUAUCCAUCUCGACCGACAUCCUGUAUUUUGAAUAAAUUUCAAUUGAUCAUCAAACCUGGUGAGUUUUUCCUAUGUAUUUUCAAUUUAGUUUAUGAUGAAAUUUAUCUAUUUGUCAAUUAGGUCAGCGUGUGGCCCUUAUAGGUAUGUCGAAGUCAUUUGUUGUUCAUUCAAAGUACUUAUAUAAUCUACUUAUAAAGGUGCAUCUGGUUGUGGUAAAUCGACAAUCAUUCAGCUCUUGGAACGAUUUUACGAUCCCAUACAAGGUCGAAUCGUAAGCAUUUCUCUUUU